AUGGGAACCCCUCAGCUCAAGCUUGUCUCACUAACCACUGUCGUUGAGGUACAGGACGACCGACUGGCUCUGGUGCAUAUUCCUCUGGACCUCUACCCAUACUUUCUAAAUCCAAUCCUGCAAGUUCUUUUCCAUGAGGUGCCUCCAAUCGAGCCAACUCAUGCGGAACUGAAGAAUGGCUCCAGGGAUGGCACUCGACAUGCUCAACCGGCUUUCUUGAACCUCUCUAUCACUCCUGUUGAGUGCUCGAUUAUGUGCCCACGACAGCUUGCCAACAAGUACUUCGCCCCUCUAGUCAAUCAGUUCAUACAAGACCAUUCCUCUAGUAGUAGUCGCCUGUCUAUUAGUCAGGAUGAUUUCAUUGCUAUGCAGGUCUACGGCGAGGGCUUGGAGGCUGGCCAACGCGUGCUUGAGUUGACAAGCCCUUUGGCAUUGGCAGGAAUCUCUAUCUUUUUCAUCUCUACUUACUAUUCCGACUAUAUCAUUGUUCCCCUCCGCAAUAAAAAACAAGUCAUUGAUGCCUUGGAAAAACGAGGCUUCCAGUUCGAAAAAUCCACCGAUGCCUUCAUCAAUCAUAAUCAAAAUCAGUUCAAUAGCUGUUACAGCCCGGUAUCAUCUCGCUCUGGUAGUAGUUUAGGUUCCCCGCCGGCUACUCCUCCUCCAUCGACCCUUGAAGAGCUACAGGCCCGCACCUUCGCCUCUUUGCGAAAGAAUCAUAUUGUGCCUUCUGUUGAUACUUCCCUUCGGUUGGUGCAAUGUGCAGCUCAUCAUCCGUACAGCAGUGAUGCUAGUUCAAUCUCUAUCCUUCGUACAGCAUUGACCACCACACUGGUUGUGGACAAACCACGCUUCCUUUCGCUCACGUUGACAGCCGCUGAUCCAGCGGCCUCUCUCCUACUUGAACAGAGACUUCUACCUCGAUUCUCGGCUGAUCCUGCAUCGCUCACGGAUGCUGACAACGAGACGAGCCUUCUUCUAGGUUCUAAGGAAGACAUUCUCGUCCCAAUCAUGCUAGAUCUGCGGAAACUUCCACUCGAGGCGACUGGUAUUGUUUGCGGGGUAGCCAGUCGGCUGGCUGACGCAACCCAUGCUGUCUGGGGUGAGAGUAGCGAGGCAUUCACGCCUACCUUGUCGCGCUCUUUCAAUGGUACAUCAUCCUUUAGCAAUACGAUUGAUCGGUUCUUCUCGUCCAGCGUGGGUUCUGGAGGACCUGUUAGACCGCCAAAUCACGCUCCAGGGCGCGAUUCUCCCAUCGAUGGCAACAGCGAAGCAUUUACAGCAACUGUACAUCACUUACAACCAGACUUAGAUGCAUCUAUCAAUGCUGUUGAGAUAAGCUUCCUCAGCACAGCACGUGCAGGAACCAUCAUUGUCGGUGAACAUGAAUUACACCGUGCUGUUGAUGCAUUGGAGGCCGAGAACCACGAACCGGAGAUGGUGACCGGCGAGCUUGAUGAUUAG
Aspergillus clavatus NRRL 1 is the source of this 1461-nucleotide messenger RNA. RefSeq names its product ACT domain-containing protein. Lineage: Eukaryota; Fungi; Ascomycota; Eurotiomycetes; Eurotiales; Aspergillaceae. The record is from RefSeq and is a predicted model, not a curated record. Gene Ontology annotation, cellular component: cytosol. Gene Ontology annotation, biological process: cellular response to L-arginine; regulation of intracellular signal transduction. The coding region runs from base 1 to 1461 and encodes 486 amino acids. The transcript has 2 exons.